This is a messenger RNA of Letharia columbiana, 1797 nucleotides long. RefSeq lists its product as uncharacterized. The coding region runs from base 1 to 1797 and encodes 598 amino acids. Gene Ontology annotation, molecular function: protein-folding chaperone binding; ATP binding; ATP-dependent protein folding chaperone. The record is from RefSeq and is a predicted model, not a curated record. The transcript is spliced from 3 exons. Gene Ontology annotation, biological process: mitochondrial unfolded protein response; protein import into mitochondrial intermembrane space; protein refolding. Gene Ontology annotation, cellular component: mitochondrial matrix; mitochondrial inner membrane. Lineage: Eukaryota; Fungi; Ascomycota; Lecanoromycetes; Lecanorales; Parmeliaceae.
AUGCAGCGAGCUCUCAGCUCAAGAGGGCGAGCUUCGCUCCUGCCAUCAGUCUCCCCAUACUCCAGCACACUUUCAAGAUCACGGCCGGCCGCUGCUACCGCCCUCAACUUUCAGCAGCAGAGAUUCGCUCAUAAGGACCUUAAAUUCGGCGUCGACGGGAGGGCGGCCCUACUGAAGGGCGUUGAGACACUCUCCAAAGCUGUAGCAACCACACUAGGACCCAAAGGACGAAAUGUCUUGAUCGAAUCGAGCUAUGGCUCUCCGAAGAUCACCAAAGAUGGUGUGACCGUCGCUAAAGCGAUCACUCUACAGGACAAGUUCGAAAACCUUGGUGCCCGUCUCUUACAAGAUGUUGCCUCGAAAACAAACGAGGUAGCUGGUGAUGGUACCACAACCGCCACUGUCCUCGCUCGCGCCAUCUUCUCUGAGACCGUCAAGAACGUCGCUGCCGGAUGCAAUCCUAUGGAUUUGAGGAGAGGUACACAAGCCGCUGUCGAAGCAGUGGUGCAAUAUCUACAGAACAACAAGCGCGAUAUCACCACUGGCGAAGAGAUUGCUCAGGUGGCCACCAUCUCAGCAAACGGUGAUACCCAUGUGGGAAAGCUUAUCUCAAAUGCUAUGGAGAAGGUUGGCAAGGAGGGCGUUAUCACUGUCAAAGAGGGAAAGACGAUCGAGGACGAGCUUGAGGUCACUGAGGGUAUGAGAUUCGACCGUGGCUUCACCUCCGCAUACUUCAUCACCGAUACCAAGUCCCAAAAGGUUGAAUUCGAGAAGCCCUUGAUCCUUCUGUCAGAGAAGAAGAUAUCCGCAGUCCAGGACAUAAUACCCGCGCUCGAAGCCUCCACUCAGAUGCGUCGCCCACUCGUCAUCAUUGCUGAGGACAUCGAUGGAGAAGCUUUGGCAGUCUGUAUCCUCAACAAGCUACGUGGUCAGCUACAAGUUGCCGCUGUCAAGGCUCCUGGUUUUGGUGACAAUCGCAAAUCCAUUCUGGGCGAUCUCGGCAUUCUCACCAACGCCACUGUGUUCACGGACGAGCUUGACAUCAAAUUGGAGAAAGCUACGCCGGAUAUGCUUGGAUCAACUGGCUCGAUCACGAUUACGAAAGAGGACACCAUCAUACUCAACGGCGAGGGCAGCAAAGACGCAAUAGCGCAGAGAUGCGAGCAGAUUCGCGGCGUCAUGAAUGAUCCAUCAACGUCAGACUACGAGAAGGAGAAGCUACAAGAGCGCCUGGCUAAGCUGUCCGGAGGCGUGGCUGUGAUCAAGGUUGGAGGUGCUUCCGAAAUUGAAGUUGGAGAGAAGAAGGACCGCGUUGUUGAUGCUUUGAACGCGACCCGUGCAGCCGUAGAGGAAGGUAUCCUACCAGGUGGAGGGACUGCACUCUUGAAAGCUGCCGCCAAUGCGCUAGGCUCCGUCAAGCCCACCAACUUUGAUCAACAGCUGGGUGUCAGUAUCAUCAAGAGCGCCAUCACUCGCCCAGCACGGACAAUUGUCGAGAACGCUGGUACUGAAGGUAGCGUUGUCGUUGGCAAGCUUAUGGAUGAAUUCGGAUCAGAUUUUAACAAGGGCUUUGACAGCGCAAAGGGCGAAUAUGUUGACAUGAUCGCUUCCGGUAUAGUUGAUCCAUUUAAGGUCGUCCGCACUGCUCUCGUUGAUGCUAGUGGCGUCGCUUCGCUGCUUGGUACCACGGAGGUCGCCAUCACUGAGGCGCCAGAAGAGAAGGGGCCGCCAGGUGGUGGUAUGGGAGGCGGAGGCAUGGGAGGAAUGGGUGGCAUGGGCGGUGGAGGCAUGUUUUAA